CUUUGUAGCAUGGAAUCCACCGUCCUACUCGAUCCAGCAAGGGAUCCAGCAAGACCGCCGCGUCGUGCAGUAACCUCCACGUGUUGUAUGCUUCAUGGACUCACGGGUAUCGCUAGCUUGCAUUGCCGGCGUGCUUGAUCGGUCUUGUCGCAGCAUGUACUGUGGCAUCCCUCGUGUCAGUGCACACUGUCACUCUUCGUCCCACCGCCACGAAUGGAGGUCGACGCUCCAGGCAGGCCAUGUCGCUCUCGGACCCCGAAACAUCCACCAUGGCAUUCUCACUCCUUGCUGUUGGGGACUGGGGGGGCACUCUGGGAAAAGACAAAGGCGUCCCUGGCACUUGUUGCAAGUUGUACAACGGGGCGAUUGACUUCAACAAUCCACGGUACAAGGUUGAUUUUUACGCUCAAGAAUACAUUGCAACGCUGUUGGCAACGUCUGCGGUCGAGCUGAAACCGCAACGUAUCCUCAGCCAUGGCGACAACUUCUACUUGAGUGGCGUCAGCACCGCCGAUGCCAAGUACAGGAUCGAGCAGUCGUUUGAAAACGUGUACAACGCGCCAUCCCUCGAGAACGUCCCGUGGCUGAAUGUGGCGGGCAACCAUGAUUUGGGCGGGAACGCAUUCAUUUGUGGGGAUGCCGACGGCCACUUCCGCGAAUGCGCAUCUGUGGACGAGCUGUUGCGGUACUUGGACAUUCGAUUCGAAGCUCAGGCGAAUUACACAAGCCCGCGGCACAACCGAUGGGUGCUGCGGGACCACUACUACGUUGACCGUGUGGCCAAGCAUGGUACGAGCGUCGAUAUCUUCAACUUGGACACCAACCACGCCGACCACCACGGAGCCAAAGAUGUGUGCUGUCAAUGCUUUGGGUACUCUGCCAAGUUUGGACUGAACCAGAGCCUCUGCGACGACGCGCAGCGCGGCGACCUCGUCUGCUUGGGUGGUGAUGUCGCCAUGUUUGACGAAUGUGUGGCCAAGAUUGAAACUUGGGCGAGUGAAUCCUACACACGUGCCAUGCAGGAUAUCAAGGCGUCCACAGCAACAUUCAAGAUAGUCAACACGCACUACUCCCCUCAUUAUCACAUGAACCGAACCAAGAUGAUGCAGUGGUACGCAUUGUGUCGAGAAGCAGGUGUGACGGCGUGGUUCAACGGGCACACCCAUGGAUUCAGCCAUGACGUGGCAGAGUGGGGCACGCAUUUCUUUUUGAAUGGCGGUGGCGGCGGCUACUGGACGCGCAACUUGCCAGGCAUCAAUAAUGGGCUUGUCAAGAAUCAGUGGCGCGUGGAGGGUAACCCGUACGGCUUCAUGGAGCUGAUCGUGUCGAAAGAUUGGCUGCAAGUUCGGUUUGCCACAUUUGACGACCAGUGGACGUUUGGCGGGCUGGACCGCCAGUCGACAGUCGUGGGCGGGCUCCAACGAGGACAUUGCUGGUUCAUUCCGAGAACCCAUCAAGCGUCGAGUGGCAUCGAGUGCAAAGGCUCAAUAAAUGGAGCUGUUGGCGCUCCCAUGGAAGCGUAACAAUGUGUAAACAAACCGAUCCAAUCGACCUUAC
Molecule: messenger RNA, 1557 nt
Organism: Aphanomyces invadans
Lineage: Eukaryota; Oomycota; Saprolegniomycetes; Saprolegniales; Verrucalvaceae
Exons: 5
Coding region: 240-1523 (427 amino acids)
Molecular function (GO): ferrous iron binding; acid phosphatase activity; ferric iron binding
Source: RefSeq, a predicted model, not a curated record